AUUUUCUCACCCUCCCCUGUAUCCCUGAGCCCUUCGGAUACUCGGUUUUUAUUGUUAGUCUUUGAGUUGUCUAGGGGCUUUCUUGUCGCUUUUGCUCGCUGCUACUCUCGCUCGCAUCAAGUGUAUGGCUGGAGACAUACACUAGAUGUCGACCCAGCCGCAGAUCCCAUUACCCCAGGUCGGGAAGCUCGUCAGCGUGGUUCCAGUUGGUCUCAAGGAGGCUGCUCUCGACUCGCCCACAUUCCGCGCUACCACCCUCCACUUCUCCGACCAGAUCGAAUUCCUGGAAAGAUGGCUCGACGGCUAUGCGAGGGCCGCUUCAAAGCUCUCUACAGAGCUUGCGGCAAUGGAGAGCGCGGUGAACAUCUUUCUGUCGUAUUCCACGAACCCCCUUCUCGUCUCGGAAGCUGUUCUUGAUCAUGAUUACACCCUGCAAUCGAUGAAGAGGAGUGGGGACAGCUCCAGAGAUAUGUGGAAUGGUCUGAUAACUACGGUCAAAAAGAUGGAAUCCCUCAUUUCUGAGCCCAUCCGGACUUUCAUACAGGACGAUUUGCGGAAUUUCAAGGAGUCCCGCCGCACCCUCGACCAGACCCAGAAACAGUACGACUAUCUACUGGCCAGAUACUCAUCGCAAUCGAAGUCGAAAGAGCCCUCAUCCCUAAGAGAGGAUGCGUUCCAACUCCAUGAAGCUCGCAAAGCUUACCUCAAAGCGUCGAUGGACUACUCCAUACAGGCCCCCCAAUUACGAAAUGCGCUCGACAGACUAUUGGUUCGAGUCUCUUACGAUCAGUGGCGGGAGCUCAAAAUUUUCCACAACAGCAAUGGCACGGCGUUCACGAAAUGGGGUCAAGAGAUGGAUCGCAUCAAAGGCUGGGUUCACGAAAUGGAAGGGAGUGAAAGGUCUUCCAAGCGAGAGCUCCUGUCUUCCAGGAAACAGAUCGAGGAAGCAGCAGAGACUGCCGCUAGACCAUCCCGUGAACUUGAAGACUAUUCUGUGUCCACUGUCCCCUACCUCGGCUCUCGUCCUCUGUCGACGGCCAGCAUGACCAAAGAGACUAGACCGGAGAAGCAAGGAUGGGUGUUUCUCCGUACUCUUUCAGGAAAGCCCACCCGGACUAUCUGGGUUAGACGGUGGGCUUUCCUGAAGCAUGGCAUCUUUGGCUGCCUCGUCCAGGGAUCUCGAACUGGUGGUGUCGAGGAGAGCGAGAGAAUCGGAGUUCUACUCUGUAGCGUUCGAGCUGCCUUCCAAGAAGAGCGAAGGUUUUGCUUUGAGGUCAAGACGAAAAGCAACACUAUAAUGCUUCAGGCUGAGACGCAGAAAGAACUCAUGGAUUGGAUUGCUGCUUUCGAAGCUGCUAAGCGAAAGGCGCUGGAGAAUCCGGCAAGCACCGAUCUUUCAGUGUCGGGCAAAGUCACUGUUCAGGAUCCUGCUUUCGCAAUCUCUCAGCCACCAGCCCCCGAAUUCGCUGCUGACCCUUCUGAUUCGCUUACACCACGUGCGAGCGACGACCAAGGCUCUUCAGACCGCAGCGGAAUGCUCGCUCUCCCAGAAAGAGACCCUUCUGCACUCAGGAACAGCAGCGAUCUCAGCAGUUAUAGAAGGCUGACUACAGUGGAUUCCGACAGCCCUGCGCGCGAACACGCGUCCCGUAUCAUGCAGAAGCUGGAUCUUCAUCGCAAAUCAAACAACGCAGUGGCCCCGUCUACUUCGUUACCGGGUAUCGGGGGUGGCAUAGCGAGCCUAAUCUCUGCCAGUCACAGUGCUCUUGGACCGGGGAGCCCUCCUCUGACCUUCGACGCUGAUGGCAACAGGACUCGUAGCUCGACUUUGAUGACUUUGAGCAAUGACCCUCCUUCUUCUCUUGCCCCAGUGACUUUGGCAAACCCUCCUGCUCCUACGAGUAUGAGCAAGGCAGCGGUGGUCGUGAGCAAUGAACGGGGUAUCGGGUUGGGUCAAGCCGACAAGACAGGCGGAAUGCCGAGUGGUAUGAUGGCAAACCUAUGGGGUAGCUCGAACUGGGGUUUUAUGAAUCGGAUCGAACGUGAACGCAUGGGGAUGCCGGGUGAUCAGGGCUCAGGCCCCUCAGACAAGCUGUCCUCGGCAGCAAAUGAUCCAUCCAAACAAUUUUUGACAGCCGAAGCUGAUACGUCUAGUGGAUCUCCAGCGACUCGACCAAAGUCUGGGUCACGUCACAGGCAGACGGUGAGCCUGGACGACCCGUCUAAAGUGCAGCGGGCAUUGCAGGGCGAUACACACGAUUAUCCCAGUUUCUACCCGCCGCAGCUUAAGAUUCAAGAUGCGCAGUUUCGGCUGCUAUUUCCUGAUAUCAAGAGGGAAGAGCCUUUGGUCAUGGUGUUCCGAGCUACAUGGAACCCCAACGAUCAGCAAGACUUCCCUGGAAGGGCAUAUGUCACAACUCAGAAUAUAUACUUCUACAGCCACCAUUUUGGGCUGGUUCUCACGACAAGCAUCUCACUGGAGAGUAUUAAAGAAGUCACUGCUGCCCCGGGACGGGACUGCGACUUCCUGUUUCUUCAUAUGAUCCCGCCUCCCGGCGAUGAUACCCCUGGCCGCGGAACUGUCAAGACGUUCCUUGAGCCACUGAGGCUUCUCCAGCGGCGACUCAACUUCUUGAUCCAUAAUUGUACUGCUGCCGAGCCAUUGGGUUUGGAAUCAACCUUCAAGACCUUGAACCGGAUGGAGACUGAAGCACUAACGCGCACUCCUAGCUUGGAUAGCUGGGAAGAUGUGGCCGCUGGGGAUGACAAGUUUGAUGGUGGGGAAAGUGUCGCAGAAGCCCCGAAGAAAGACAUUGGAGUCUAUAUUGAUAAUGACUUGGACAUGCAUAAGAAGAACGGCAAUGGCAAGGAUACUCCCAAAUUCAGACUGCCAACACAGCCCGUGCAGUAUGUUCCUCAAGGCGAUCUUCAUCUGGCAGCAGAGAAGGUUCUUGACAUAAGUGCGAAAGCGGUCUUCCAUAUUCUCUUUGGCGACAAGAGUGCAGUCUGGCAGCUCCUCCUACACCAACGAAGAGCAAAGGGGAUCAAACAAGGGCCCUGGGUCAGACAGGAGUCCAACCAUUUAAGACGGGAUUUGUAUUAUCAGAUUGAGACGGCUGACAUGCUUGGACGUACUCAUAACAAAGAAAUCUCGGAUUAUCAGAUGAUCGACGUCUUGAAUGAUCAUCUGUGCUAUGUUAUCACGGACAAGCGGACGCCCUGGCACCUUCCUUUCAAGCGGUCAUUUAGGCUGGUUAGUAAGGUUGUGAUUACCUUUGUCGCUAAGGGAAAGAGCAAGCUCUCAAUAUAUACUAAGGUUGAGUGGUUAUGGUCCCCUUAUGGCCUUCAACACAUCAUCGAUAAAAGCGCAAGCCAUGAUCUGGAACAAGACGCGUUGGACCUGGUCGAUCUAGUUGGCGACCAGGUUCGUCGACUAGGCGCGCAUAGUCGAACCAAGAAGGCCAUCACGAUAUUCGGACACAUCGGACGCCAGGGUUUCGCAUCGCAAUUCUCGCCCCAAGGAGAUCUACAGCUGGAGCCGCGUAACCCACGAGUCCAGAGGACUCUGGUCCAGCUCCUGUUUGAGACACUUGUCUCCGUCCUUGAGACCAUUGUUUCAGACUUGAUGAUGUGGACGUUCGCUUUUCUACGUUGGGUGUGGAAGACCACCAAUGCCAAUAAGGUCAUCCUCAUCUUGUUAUUAUCGAGUAUGUUGAUUAACGGCUUCUAUUCAUCCCGCGAUGCCUAUGAAUGGUGGCAUGACAGGACUGUCGGGAACUUCAUGGCCCGCAUCGGGGUCAGCCCAGACAAUGUGAUGACUAAAGCUAUCUACAUGAGAGAUAUUGACGACGCCAUCGCAAAUACGACAGUCGGACACGGGAGUGAGAAUGUGAGCGACUGCUUUGCAACUUUCCACCAGCAGACAGUGCGCAACCCUGGAAACACAAUAUCCCUGGGAACGUCCGGGUUCAGGGAUUCGAUGACGAGGAGCGCGGCCCGAAGGAUUCAACAGACGCGCGAACGGCUGGCUUCGUACCGACACGAUCUCCUGGUCGCACUGCGAGUGGUGAACAGCAUCGAAAGGGAAGUCGUUCAGAGUGAAUGGGAGCGCUGGUUGCGACAGGAGUUGCGACGAUGCCGCCAAGUCCAAGUUCUUCUCGGCAAGCGCGAAGGCGAUGAAGAGGUGGACCUUGAGGUGGACCGCACGGGUCAGAGUGUCUUUGCUGAGCUCACCGACGAUGUACAGCAAUGGUAUGAAACAUACUGCACCAGUUGUCAGGCGGAGCACGCGCAGAUUGAAGACGAGAGUUCUUUUGGUGUUCCAUAGACAUUUUCACAUAUGGCGGAGGAUGUAUGGCUGUUUUGUCUGUCCGUUACUUGCUUGUUCACACGAUACCCGGCUGCAGUUGAUCACUGUCCAUUCGUCGAUGCGUCUGAAAUUGGCCCGGCCAAUCUUGUUGCUGUCUCCGUGUAUAUAUUCGAUUUGACUGAGAAAUUGGAGGACUUGUUGUAAGCUGCUCCCACU
Molecule: messenger RNA, 4525 nt
Organism: Aspergillus sclerotioniger CBS 115572
Lineage: Eukaryota; Fungi; Ascomycota; Eurotiomycetes; Eurotiales; Aspergillaceae
Product: putative transcription factor SipA3
Exons: 6
Coding region: 146-4327 (1393 amino acids)
Cellular component (GO): plasma membrane; endoplasmic reticulum; cytoplasm
Molecular function (GO): protein binding
Source: RefSeq, a predicted model, not a curated record